Molecule: messenger RNA, 4248 nt
Organism: Monodelphis domestica (gray short-tailed opossum)
Lineage: Eukaryota; Metazoa; Chordata; Mammalia; Didelphimorphia; Didelphidae
Source: RefSeq, a predicted model, not a curated record
ACAGAAAGCAUGCCCUGAUUUGGGAGUUGUUGACAUUGAGACCUAGCGUGUGGCCACUGCGAUCAAAGGUACAGGUCAGGGGAGUGGCUCAAGAGUUUAAUUAUUCGUUUUGAUGGGCCACUGAGCCCUGCUGUUUCUGUUCUGCUGAAGGACUAUAAAUACUGUUAGCACCCUCUUCAUUUGGGUCCCUGGGAAAAAAAAACCUUCUCUUGCUCCACCCUACUUUCACCCCUUCUGUAGCAUUUGUAUGGACCCUGUUAUUCAGAAGAAGCCAUUUUUUAAAAUGCAGCUGUUCUGGUUGCUAGCUGGGGAGGAACUGAAGACAUCUUGUCAUUUCGAACCAGUUCAUUUUGUUGGCCACAAGGCAAAACAGCAGUAGGCUCAGAUGGGGAAAGCUGAAGUCAUUAUCCAAAGGUCAGACUUGAUAAGCAGCCUCUCCGCUGUCUCUCUCCCAGCCUCCCAUGUGUAUCUAGGGAAGGGAGCAGGAAAAAGAAAUCCAGUUUCAGAAAAGCCUUUAUUAAAUAUCUAUCUGCAAAGGAUAGGUGGUUUAGUCAGGGGAGAAGGUACUGGAUUUGAAGUCAGGAAUCUGGAUCCACAUCCCAGACUUUAAUUGCUUGUGUCACCCUGAGCAAGUCACUUAUCCUUUCUUGGUCUCCGUGUUCUUCUUGAUCAAAUGGAGGAGUUGGACUGGAUUGCUACAAUUUCUUCCAUUUGUGAAAGAAACUGAAGCUCAGGGAUGCCAAGUGGCCUGGCCUACCCACAGUCCCAUGGGUCAAAAGCAUCAGAGGACUGAACCAGCUGCCUUUUGAUCCAUCCAUCAGCCACGAGCCACUACAGUUUUGCAGCCCUGCUGACAGUCCAUUGCUGUCAGAAGGUCAGGUUGAGAAUGAAGACGAGGCGAGCAAGAAGCGAAAACGAACCAAUGAGAGCACAGGUGACACAUCUACAGAUUGGCAGUUAUGAUAACCUUGGCUUCAAUUAUGAGAGCAAAGCUGAUGGUAGUAGAAGCCUGAGUAUGGAAUCUGCACCCAUGGCUCUACCAAUGUCAGACCCCAACGCAUGGGCCACAGCCAUGAAUAAUCUCAGAAUGGCACCAUUGGGAAUUGCAGGACAACCUAUGCUGCCAGAUUUUGAUCCAGCUCUUGGAAUGAUGACAGGAAUUCCACCAAUCACACCCAUAAUGCCAGGCUUGGGGAUCGUUCCCCCUCCAAUUCCUCCUGACAUGCCAGUGGCCAAGGAGAUAAUACACUGCAAAAGCUGCACUCUUUUCCCACCCAAUCCAAAUCUUCCACCACCCGCAACCCGGGAAAGACCCCCAGGAUGCAAAACAGUCUUUGUAGGAGGUUUGCCAGAGAACGGAACAGAGCAGAUUAUCGUGGAAGUGUUUGAACAAUGUGGGGAUAUCAUUGCUAUCCGUAAAAGCAAGAAGAAUUUCUGUCACAUUCGCUUUGCUGAAGAAUUCAUGGUGGACAAAGCCCUCUAUCUCUCUGGGUACCGCAUCCGCUUGGGCUCAAGCACUGACAAGAAGGACACUGGCCGCCUCCAUGUGGAUUUUGCCCAGGCCCGAGAUGACUUGUAUGAAUGGGAAUGUAAACAACGCAUGCUGGCCCGGGAAGAGCGCCACCGCCGCCGGAUGGAAGAAGAGCGCUUCCGGCCUCCAUCUCCCCCUCCAGUUGUUCAUUAUUCAGACCAUGAGUGCAGCAUUGUGGCUGAGAAACUGAAAGAUGAUUCCAAAUUCUCUGAAGCAGUGCAGACCCUGCUCACCUGGAUAGAGCGUGGUGAGGUCAACCGCAGAAGCGCCAACAACUUCUACUCCAUGAUCCAGUCAGCCAACAGCCACAUCCGCCGCCUAGUCAACGAGAAGGCAGCUCAUGAGAAGGGCAUGGAGGAGGCCAAAGAGAAGUUCAAGCAGGCCCUAGCAGGAAUCCUUGUCCAGUUCGAGCAGAUAGUUGCUGUUUACCAUUCUGCCUCCAAACAGAAGGCCUGGGACCAUUUCACCAAAGCCCAGCGCAAGAACAUCAGUGUGUGGUGCAAACAAGCUGAGGAAAUUCGAAACAUUCAUAAUGAUGAACUGAUGGGAAUCCGGAGAGAGGAAGAGAUGGAAAUGUCUGAUGAAGAAAUAGAAGACCCCAAUGAUCCAAAGGAAAAUGAUGACUCGGCUCUAGUGUCUCAGACUGAGGCCUUGAAGGAAGAAAAUGAUAGCCUACGUUGGCAGGUUGAUGCCUACCGUAAUGAAGUGGAGCUGCUCAAGCAGGAACAAGGCAAGAUGAGCCGGGAUGAGGAUGUCACCAAGGAACAGCAGCUGAAGCUUCUUCAGCAGGCUCUGCAAGGGAUGCAGCAGCAUCUUCUAAAACUGCAAGAUGAAUAUCAGAGAAAGGAAACUGAGCUCGACAAAGUCAAGGAUGAAAAAAUGCAGCUGGAAAAAUUACUGGAGAAUCUACAGGAGCAGGAGUGUAGAGUUUCCAGGAUCUGCGUGUCCAACCAGGAGAAUGACCCACUGGAAAGGACUCCAACUUGUACCCCAGUGAAAUCGGAGAGAGAGGCGCUUUUAGUGGGUAUAAUAUCUACCUUUCUUCACGUGCACCCAUUUGGAGCAAGUAUUGAAUACAUUUGCUCUUAUCUCCAGCGUCUCGAUACCAAGAUUUGCACCAGUGAAGUCGAAACUCUCAUGAGCCGCCUUCAGUGCACCUUUAAGCAGGAGAUGACGGGAGUCGGAGCCAGCCUGGAGAAGAGAUGGAAAUUCUGUGGCUUUGAUGGUCUCAAGAUGACUUAAAUCUCCCUUACUUUCCCUAAACCAAGAUCCUGGCUGGGAUGGGGGUGGGGGGAAUGUUAUCUAAGCUUGGGAAGUGAUAAAAAAAUUCCUCUGUGUUUUUUGUUUUUGUUUGGUUUUUGUGAUCGUCAUGUAGAAUUCACUUAAGCCUUGUAGCUCCCCUUCUGGAAUUUAUUGUAACAAGUGUGGAUUCUAGAUAGCACAGCACCUUCCACUAAAGGCCCUAGACAGACUGGCUCCAACCUUAAGCGUGGGCAUUUCUCUCCCUUGGUAAGUUGGUUGCUUGGCUUUUUUGAAUGAAAACUUUCAUAUGCUUAAAACAAUUUACACUUGGGGCAUCUUCCAUGUCUAUACUACCGUUGUCAAGCCUUGACAUUUUCUUUUUUUUUUUCAAGCACGCUAGUAACGGCAAUGUUUUGGCAGUUUCUAUGUGAUUUGUUUUUCCAAAAUCUCUCAUCCUCUAAACAUCUGUCCUCUCCCAAGGAGCCAAUGGCAGAACUUCCGAUACCCGCAUCUUCUUCCCCCGAGGUAAUGCUUCAGGAGACAGUAAGCCAGCCUGCACACAGGCACUGGCACCCACACUGGCACACGGUCACCCACAAGCAUUUUGUAGACAUGCUUAACCUUGCCCAUCUUUUGAAGACAGACCACAGUUCAUGGGUUUGUUUGUUUUUUAACUGAACAGUCAUGAGCCAGAAGUUGACACAUUUUCCAAAGUAAAUCUUUCUUCUCUAUUAGGUAGAUUAUUUCAGAAUUUACAAGUAAAACUAGAUUUUUAAAAAAUCGUAAUGCCCGACAAGCUCCAGUGUAUUGGUGUUGACAGCAGCCCAAUGUGACUGACUCGUUUACAUGAUCUUCAGCAUCAUUCUGUAAAUAAUCUGCUUCGAAAGGUGGGUGUAUUUCAUUUUCUACAAACUUGACAAAAAAGGACAACAUCAGUGAUGGGGUUUACUUUCAUAUUCUCUCUACUCCAGCCUUUCACAGAAUCAGUAAGCCCUUUCCUUCUGCCAUCAGUGUGCCAACCAAGAGCUCACCCACUGCUAUACAUAUUGCGUUUACUUCCUGUUGAAUGUUUCCAAAGAGAUUCUCUGAGUAUCACUAGCUCAUUGUACUUUCACAAAAGAAGGACCAGAGCUUCCUCAGUUCUGGGGGGCAGCUUGGGCCCCUGAAGAUAGGGCCCUCCAGGCUGCCAGGAACUCCAACAGUCUGCAUUUGAGGGUCUAGUUCAGAAGUCCUGCUUACUUUUUGUCUAAUGGAGACAGGUUGGGGCUGAACAUCUGGAGACAAAUUGGUCUGGCCUCUUACCUGGUGCUUUUUCCAAAUAGAGCAUCCCUGCCCUUUAGUACUGGCUUAAAAUAGUGUGCUUGUGUCUGCAAAGAACAUGAGGAGUAUUUCAGGAAAAUUCCCUGUAAACGAGGUGUCAGUACUGUUUCCAGUUGUAUUUUUCAAAUAAUAAAACAAAAACUUUUUACACCACC